Messenger RNA from Emiliania huxleyi CCMP1516, 762 nucleotides. RefSeq lists its product as hypothetical. The coding region runs from base 1 to 762 and encodes 253 amino acids. NCBI's taxonomy places the organism in Eukaryota, Haptophyta, Isochrysidales, Noelaerhabdaceae. The record is from RefSeq and is a predicted model, not a curated record. The transcript is spliced from 2 exons.
AUGUCGAAGCGCGCCCUUUGCACGCUGUUGGUUUCCGGCCUCGGAUUUGCUUCGGCCUUCUCCCCAGGUUCGGUCUGUGCUGGGCAUGUUCUUGUCACAAGCUCGGCCAAGGCCCUCGCUGAAGUGCAGACAUGUUCUUGCGAGAUCGCGUACACGGAGCACUCGCUCAAAGAGAAGGUCUGCGAACUCGGGUACGUGUGCUGCGGCGACAGCUACGAGGUGGACGUUUCGUACAGCACCGCGAUCGAAGUCGUCGCGAUCGAGAAGUCGAUCGACUCGGAUUAUGUUCCUCAGGACGUCAUGGACGCGGCGACGGCAUUUGUUGUCACCACUCUCGCCAUACUGAGUGCAACAUCCGCGACAGCAAGGGUCGUAAUGUGUCUCAAGGCCAACGUGUAUGCCGUGUUUAGCGUGGUCGUGAUGUUCUUCAGCCUCGUGACAUCGUGGACGAUCGCCCUGGUCCUCCUCGGAAUCAGCUUGUGGAAGGGUCUGCCGCCCUCCGCCGCCGCGGUGGAGGCGCAACCGCAGCCGCAGCAGCCGCAGCAGCCGAUCGCGGCAACGCCCGCCGCCGCAGCAGCGCUCGAGGAGACUUCGGCGACCGAGCGCAGCGCGUUGAGCCAGCCACUCGGGUUUGGAGGCGCUUUGUACCCUGCGCCUGCGGAGGAUGUACGUAGGCAGUCCGUCAUUCCUGCCGAGCUGACGAUGCACCCCGUCGACCGGUUCGUCAUGGAGGUGCAUCGCGUGCUCGGCUGCAAGCUGUGA